Ostreobium quekettii is the source of this 298-nucleotide messenger RNA. Lineage: Eukaryota; Viridiplantae; Chlorophyta; Ulvophyceae; Bryopsidales; Ostreobiaceae. The record is from the annotation of a GenBank genome assembly.
AUGGCCUGCUUUGAUGCGGGGAGCGAGCGGGGCGACCGGCGGGCGAUCCCGCGUUCAAAGGCUCCCCAGCGAUCGCCCUCCGCGCAUCCCAGGCACUCUGUGCGCCAGGCGCUGCUGACGGAGGAGGACUUGGUCGUGGCAGAGGAGGGGCUGGCGGUGGGCGGGGGGGGCCCUGACUGGUCGCUCUACUGCCUCUGCGACGGCCACGGGGGCGACGUCGCGGCCGGCUACGUAAAGUGCAACCUGUGGACUGUCCUGGAGGCGCUCCUGCCGGAGGAAGAUGACAGCGGGCGUCAAG